AUCUUGUAACAGCUCCUACAGCAACGUAGCGCAUCCCUCUUUACUUGAACGCCAUCCCCAAUCGUGUGGACUGGUGUACGGGUACUGCACUCAAAAUGCAGGCCUGUCAACCAACCACCCUUGCGCUGCGCGCAGCUCGAACGUCCCUACCGAAACCCAUUCAGCGACGAAACCUCCAAGAUGUCGCGAUCACCCGGACGGGCAAACCCAUUUUAAGAACACAGGGCGGAAGGUCAUCGUUAGGAGGACACACAGCGACCGUUUUUGGAGCAAAUGGAUUCCUUGGCAGAUACAUCGUCAAUAGGCUAGCAAGAAGAGGAAACCAAGUCGUCGUACCGUACCGUGAUGACAUGGGCAAGCGACAUCUCAAAGUCACAGGCGACCUUGGUCGGGUCAGCUUCAUUGAAUUCGACCUGAGAAACACGCAGUCCAUUGAGGAAGCCGUGAGACAUUCGGACAUGGUCUUUAACCUGAUUGGCAAGAACUAUCCCACCAAGAACUUCAGCCUUUUCGACGUCAACGUCGAGGGCGUUGAGAGAAUCGCGGAGGCGUGUGCAAAGUACGACGUCGAUCGGUUCAUUCAUCUCUCCUCAUUCAACGCGGACCCCAACUCCCCCUCGGAUUUCUUCAGAGCCAAGGCCCAAGGUGAACAAGUGGCACGCCAGCUAUUCCCCGAAACCACCAUCGUCCGUCCCGCGCCCUGCUUCGGCUUCGAAGACAACCUGCUCCAUCGUCUAGCCGGUGUCACCAAUUUGUUGACUGUGAACAACAUGCAAGAACGCUUCUGGCCUGUCCAUGCCAUUGACGUUGGCGAGGCUCUCGAGCGCAUCGGCUACGACGACACCACCGCCGGAGAGACGUUCGAGCUCUACGGUCCCACGAACUACAGCAUGGCCGAGAUCGCCGAGAUCGUGGAUCGAGAAAUCAUCAAGCAGCGCCGACACAUCAACCUGCCGAAGUGGCUGCUCAAGCCCGUGCUGCACUACCUGAACAAGGUGAUCUGGUGGCCGAUCCUGGGCGCCGACCAGAUGGAGCAAGAGUGUCUGGACCAGGUCAUCGACCGCAGCGCGAAGACGUUCAGAGACCUCAACAUGGAACCGGCCGAGCUCAGGGACCUGACGUAUCAAUACCUGCAAGAUUACCGGAGCAGUAGCUACUAUGACCUGCCGCCGGCCACGGCACGGGAGAAGCAGCAGGCGAAGAAGUACCUGCACGUCAUUGAUGAUCAGUAGAGGAUCUUUUGGUAUGGUUUUUGAUCCCUUUUUUUUGUCGUUCCAAAAGAGGUUCGUCAUGGGGGCUCGCCGGGGAAGCAGACGACCCGAAAAAGGCCUGGAUUUUGUACAUACAUACAUAUAUGGCCCUUCAGAAGGUUAACCAUGAAGGUUCCUUGAAGACAGAUUUAUAUAAAAAUGGACUGCAACUUGAACCC
Molecule: messenger RNA, 1429 nt
Organism: Exophiala oligosperma
Lineage: Eukaryota; Fungi; Ascomycota; Eurotiomycetes; Chaetothyriales; Herpotrichiellaceae
Exons: 3
Coding region: 96-1232 (378 amino acids)
Cellular component (GO): mitochondrion
Molecular function (GO): protein-containing complex binding
Source: RefSeq, a predicted model, not a curated record